AGCGGUCAUCGCCGGGAGCCUGACCAACAUCUGACAAGCAUCAUACCCAAGGUUGUGCAAAGUUCCCGUCCCAUACUUGACACCCUCUUUCCCGAAAAUGUGAGCUGAAUUUGGCAUCUGUUUCUUCAGCUUACCACCGCCACUUCGACACAACCGCCAACAACACUGUCCAUGAAUUUGUGUGAAAUCUGUCAAUAUUCUCAACAAUUCUUCAGCAUAGUUAUCAAAAUGCCCACACCCGGUUUCCUGAAAAGCAAUAAGACGAAGACAGACGAUGCAGAGGCUAACCGCAGAAGCGCCGAUAUGUCUGUCGAUAAGCUUGUGACCGGAGCUACGCCUUAUCCACUUCCUUCAAAUUUGGCAGCGACUCGAACGUUUGUGCUAGACGAAGGGUUCGAUCCACGGGCAAUGGAAAAAGCUCUGAACGAAGAUCUCGGAGAAGACCAAUGGCGUUUGGAGAAAGGGUUAGCGAAUGUUCAAAAGACUAUAAUAUCGAGAGGGCCACAAAAUAAAGAAGCAGCAGCAGAGCUGUAUGCGAACGAGUGGCUGGCCAAGUUCAAGGAUUUGAGUGAGGUUCUGAAACCAGACAAGCAGACUGAUGAAUAUCCUGCACCAAUAAAGAUUGCUCUGAUAGACUCUGGACCAUCACCCGACCACCUCCAGUCGAAAGGUAUCAUAUACAUGCAUGAUAAAGGUAGCACCGCAGGUUCGGAGAACAUUCAGCAUGAGAUGCUCUCAGUCGACGUCAUUUCAGAGGUCUUCGACCGAGCGCAGCUCUAUUUGGCAAAUGUGGACAUGCCAAUAAUGCAGAAAGUGGAAGCAACAGUGGAGCAAAUAGCAGAGGCUAUCCAGUGGGCGGUGGAGGAAAACGUCAACAUCAUCAACAUUGCCAUAACUUUGAAGGAAAGCGUUGCGCUCCCAGAAAUGAAAGUUGCAAUGAACAAUCUCAGAGCUGCCGUCGAUUGCGCUAAGAUGGCCGGAAUUCUCAUUUUCGCUCCUGCCACUACUUCUAGAGGCGACAUCAAUUCGAUUGCUUAUCCAGCUGUAAUGCGGAAUGAGCUAUUCUGCAUAUACUCUAGCGAUGGCCGUCUUGGUAUUUCCGAAACAAAUCCGCCAGCGAGCACCUCGGACAACAACUUCGCCAUUCUAGGAGAGUGCGUGCGAUUGGGCACAAGAAAGGCGACUGUCACGGGUACAAUGGUCUCCUCUGCCAUAGCCGCCGGCGUUGCCGGCUUGAUACUAGACUUUGCCAACCAGCCGGAUCCGCCCAAAAAACUCGGGGAGGGAGGCUUUGAAAGGUUGCAGUCAAAGGAGGGGAUGACAGCAGUUUUCAGAUUGAUGUCAACAUACCACAAACAAUCUGGCUACCAAUGUGUGGCGCCAUGGGACCUCCUACCGCCAGGGUACGAUUCUCAAAAUGAGCAAUUUCGGACGAAAACUAGGGAAAGGAUAACGAGAGCCAUUAUGAAAGCAUUGCAACAGUAG
This is a messenger RNA of Mollisia scopiformis, 1485 nucleotides long. RefSeq lists its product as uncharacterized. Gene Ontology annotation, molecular function: serine-type endopeptidase activity. The transcript is spliced from 3 exons. NCBI's taxonomy places the organism in Eukaryota, Fungi, Ascomycota, Leotiomycetes, Helotiales, Mollisiaceae. Gene Ontology annotation, biological process: proteolysis. Bases 172 to 1485 code for a protein of 437 amino acids. The record is from RefSeq and is a predicted model, not a curated record.